AUGAGAGUGACUGCGAGAAGGGGUCAAUUGCGGUUCCGAUCAAAGCUUAUUUCACUCCCAGAGGUCUUAAACGAAGGAAGGCAGACAACGGAAGAAGACUCCAUUCCACACAUAGCAAAUGAAGGAAGGGCAGCAGCUAGAGGUGACAGCGCAGUGAGAGAGGAGAGUGAGAAUCCUAAAGUUUGGGCUCGAAUUUGCAUAAACAAGCUGGCUGAGUUGGCCAAAGAAAGCACAACAAUGUGGAGACUGUUGGAUCCUAUGCUAGUCUACUUUGACAUUGGAAAACACUGGCCUCCUCGGAAUGGGCUUGCUUUGAUUGUUUUAUCUGACAUGGCUUGCUUUGUAAAAGGCUCAGGUGCUUCCAGAGGUGCUUCUGCUGCAGCUUCUCAAGGCUAUGAUGCAUCCAGGAUUCCAGAUGUUGAAACUCGAGUGGGUGCUCACCAGAUAUUUUCGGCCGUCCUUAUCCAAACUCCAAAUCAUCCAAGGCAAGGAUCAGAGUAUCUCUACAAAUUGAGGAAAUGGAACUCCAAAACUUCAUCAGCGUUUGCCUCACCUAUUGCUUUACUUGAAAAACUCCGAUAGGGAAAGGAGUGCAUGGAUGCAGAUAAGCAAGUAAAUGACAUCGCAGAUGAUAUCAAGGAAAAGGACAUCGCCUGGAAAGGUUCACCAAAUGUUUAUAAAAUGAAUUAUGCAAUUAUGUAUAAAAGUGGAACUUCCACUCCCCCUCAGGCAACAUAACAUGCCAUUCCAUGUUUCUUUACUAGCUUCAUGAAUUUCCUGGUCAUCAUAUAUGCCAAUAUGUCUUCUGUAUACUGGCUGCACAGGAAACUAAAAGUAUCAUGUUAACUGAAGAACAAACUGCGCAAUUACUAUCCGCAUUCUGGUUGCAAGCCAUUCAACCAGAUAA
Dioscorea cayenensis subsp. rotundata (Guinea yam) is the source of this 907-nucleotide messenger RNA. RefSeq names its product protein SEMI-ROLLED LEAF 2-like. The transcript is spliced from 4 exons. Bases 1 to 582 code for a protein of 193 amino acids. Lineage: Eukaryota; Viridiplantae; Streptophyta; Magnoliopsida; Dioscoreales; Dioscoreaceae. The record is from RefSeq and is a predicted model, not a curated record.